Messenger RNA from Poecilia latipinna (sailfin molly), 2432 nucleotides. RefSeq names its product X-prolyl aminopeptidase (aminopeptidase P) 2, membrane-bound (gene xpnpep2). Gene Ontology annotation, molecular function: metalloaminopeptidase activity. The transcript is spliced from 21 exons. The coding region runs from base 89 to 2107 and encodes 672 amino acids. The record is from RefSeq and is a predicted model, not a curated record. Lineage: Eukaryota; Metazoa; Chordata; Actinopteri; Cyprinodontiformes; Poeciliidae.
UGAUCACAACAUCGCCCGGCGCUCCUCGUCACAUAACCUGCAUGCACAUCAGGUCGGCCGGCAGUCUGAGAGCGGCGUGCAGCUGACGAUGCCUUCCUCUGCGUGGCUGUGGGCGGCUUCUGCGGUGGCACUGACCGGCCAUCUUUUCUGCGCCGCAGCGUAUGAACGAACCGAGAGGAACUGCUCUCUGACUCCACCGUAUCUCCCCAGCACAGCAGUAAAUACUUCUAUCCAGCUGUGGGAGCUGCGAGCCCAAAUGCUGCCCCUGAAUGUCUCUGCCUACAUCAUUCCUGGCACUGAUGCUCACCUGAGUGAAUACAUUGCCCCACGUGACGCCAGGAUGGCCUAUAUGACUGGUUUUACAGGCUCUGCAGGCACUGCCGUUGUCACUCAGACCAAGGCGGCUCUGUGGACAGACAGCCGCUACUGGGUCCAAGCUGAGAGACAGAUGGACUGCAACUGGGAGCUGCAGAAAGACGUUUCCGUCAUCAGUGUGGCGGAGUGGCUCAUCUCAGAGGUACCAGCAGGAGGCAACAUCGGUUUUGACCCCUUCCUUUUCUCCCUCAAGACACAGGAGAACUAUGCCAUGAGUCUGGAGUCCAGCAAUCGAAUCCUAAAGUCCAUUCCUGUCAACCUGGUCGACCAGGUGUGGAAAGACAGACCUCAAGCCCCAGCAGACAGCCUCACCCGUCUGCCUGAUAGAGUCAUACAAAGGACUUGGCAGGAUAAGGUGGAGCAGAUACGGAGUCUGAUGAGGACCAAUCCAUACCAACCCACAGCUCUUCUGCUCUCAGCUCUGGAUGAAACAGCAUGGCUCUUUAAUUUACGUGGAAACGACAUUCCCUACAAUCCUUUCUUCUACUCCUACACACUUCUAACUUUAGAUGAGAUCUGGCUGUUUGUCCACACAAACAGAGUGACUGAGGAGCUGAAGGCGUACCUGAGCGCGUCCUGUAACGGAUCCCUCUGCGUGCAGCUGAAAAGUUACGACUCUGUUCGUCAGGAUCUGAUGGCCUAUGUCGCUCAGUCCGACGUUAAAGUGUGGAUUGGUACAGAAUACACAAACUACGCUCUUUAUGAGCUCAUAACACCUCAGGAGAAACUAAUUACAUCCUCCUACUCUCCUGUGUUGACAACUAAAGCUGUGAAAGACGAGACUGAGGAACGAAUACUGAGGGAAGCUCAUGUGAGGGAUGCGGUUGCUGUCAUCCAGCUGCUGAUGUGGCUGGAAAAGGUCGUCCCAGCGGGGAACGUGACCGAGCUGAGAGCUGCAGAAUAUGUAAACCACUGUCGCAGCAAACAGAAGGACAACCGAGGCCCGAGCUUUGAGACGAUCUCUGCAAGCGGACCGAACGCUGCUCUGGCCCACUACAGCCCGUCAGAAGGAACCAGCAGGAGGCUGACGGUUGAGGAGAUGUUCUUGGUUGACUCCGGCGGUCAGUAUCUAGACGGGACCACUGACAUCACCCGUACGGUUCACUGGGGGACGCCCACAGACAUGCAGAAGGAGGCGUUCACUCGAGUUCUCAUGGGAAAUAUUGAAAUAUCUCAAACUGUUUUUCCAUCAGGCACAAGCGGGGUGCGCAUAGAGAUGCUGGGCCGCCGGGCUCUGUGGGAGGUGGGCCUGAACUACGGCCACGGCACCGGUCAUGGAGUGGGGAACUACUUUGGAGUUCAUGAGUGGCCGGUUGGAUUUCAGAGCAACAACAUUCCCUUCAAAGCUGGCAUGUUCACGUCUAUUGAACCUGGAUAUUACAAGGAAAAUGACUUUGGCAUUCGGAUUGAAGACAUCGCUGUGACCGUUCCAGUUCAUACGAAGUUUGGGCACAACUUCCUGACAUUUGACACUGUGUCUCUGGUCCCAUACGACAGAAAACUCAUUGACACUUCACUCCUCAGUGCAAAACAGCUGCAGUGGCUGAAUAAUUACUAUGAGAUGAUUCGUCGGCUGGUGGGCCCUGAGCUGGACAAGCAGGGGCUGCAGGAGGAGAAGGACUGGAUGCUGAGAAACACCCAGCCUUUCACCGAGGCUGGAUCCUCCGCCUCCGUCUGUUCCUCCUCCCUGACGCUCAUCGCUCUGGUUUUCGCCCUGCUCCACAUCAUCUGAGCGUCUCCUCCCACCGCACUCCUCAGCAGACUUGCACUCAAAAGUUAUCCCUAUGCAGUCUCUACCGAGCAGCUACACCAGGUUGACAGAUGCACAGAAAUUUAUAAUUUUUUUAAAUUUUAAAUUGUAAAAUAUAUUUAAUAAUUUAAAAUAUGUGAGCAAAUAUAUUAUCUUUUGUGUUUUUUAAUAUUUAAAAUUAUAUUUUGUGAUUUUCUUUUUUCUUUUUUGAUGUUAUAGUUUGAGGUUUUAAACUGGGCAUUUGUAUGACCAGCUAAUAUAAUGUAUAUUUUAAUAAAGUGUCACACUUUGAAACGACGACGACUGA